Aethina tumida (small hive beetle) is the source of this 3099-nucleotide messenger RNA. Its product is annotated as death-associated protein kinase 1. Gene Ontology annotation, biological process: MyD88-dependent toll-like receptor signaling pathway; positive regulation of canonical NF-kappaB signal transduction. The record is from RefSeq and is a predicted model, not a curated record. The transcript is spliced from 14 exons. Gene Ontology annotation, molecular function: TIR domain binding. NCBI's taxonomy places the organism in Eukaryota, Metazoa, Arthropoda, Insecta, Coleoptera, Nitidulidae. Bases 137 to 2749 code for a protein of 870 amino acids.
UGAUGAUCCAUUCGCAACAAAAACUAGUCUAUUUCGGUCUCUAAUCCCCAAACAACAUGUUUGUGUUCUCCAAACAAAUCGGAGAUAAUUCCACCACCAGCAAGAAUAUCGGUAAAAUUGUGAGGCAGAUGUUGUGAUGAGUGAAACAUUAAGUAGGGGGUGUUCGUACAGUCCACCCGCUGAUUCGGGGGAUUACACGGCCCUCCAGUUUGCUGCCAGGAGAGGGUCCAUUGAACAAAUCAAAUACUUGAUAGAGAGUGGUGCAGAUUUAGAUGCUGGACCGGACCCGGCCCUUCACUUAGCCCUCCGGAAACAGAACACCAUAAUCGCUCACCUUUUGCUACAAGCGGGUGCGGAUUUCGAGACCGGAGAUUCGCAUGGAGACUAUCCUAUCCACAUAGCAUGUACUCUAGGCCUCUUAGAUAUUGUGCAUACCCUCUGCUCCUUAGGAUGUAGUGUAGAAGUGCCGAAUCAAAAGGGACUCUUCCCGCUGCAUUUGGCCGCCAAAAACGGACACAUUUCUGUUGUGAGAUGUUUGUGUGCGGCGGGUUGCAAUACGGAAAUCCGCAAUUCGGACAAUAUAAGAGCGGAUAUAACCGCUUUGAAAUACGGCCACAAUGACAUCGCCGAACUGUUGGACCGCCUCAGGGUGACGGGACAAAGAGAUUCCUUCGCGCGACAACUAGUGCCGACGUCCAAAACAGCCCUGAGAUUAUCCCUGAGGCUAUUGGGACAUUGCGGCGUCGGAAAAACAGCUUUGAUCAAGAGUCUUGGAGCUGGACUGUUCAGCAGUUUGUUCAGGAGAAGCAGCUCUUUGACCAGCAAUAAAUCGAGGCCUUCGUCACCGAUCAACACCCAAAUAGAGAUGGAUGUAACUUCUCGACAAAACUCGUUGAGUUUCGAAAGUCCCGCAAACUACCAAUCAACUAACGGAAUCCAUGUACAAAAUAUGUGCAUAUCAAAUGUUGGUGAAUUAACAGUGUACGAAUUCUCAGGCCAGGAGAGUUAUUUUUCGGUGUACCACCACUUUUUAUGGCCCUCGCCUUAUUCAUUGACUGCUAUUUUGUUCAGUUUGGAAGAUCCACCUUCAACUCAAGUACAACAAGUUUGUUUUUGGUUGAACUUCCUCUUAGCUCGACAAUCCGCCGAUUUACCGACAUCCGAGUGUGGUCAGAUAGUACUUGUAGCAACUCACGUAGACUUAACUAGAGCAAUCAAAACGCAAAAUGGCGAAUGGAUUAGUUCAGACGCUCAGAAAACAUUGGAGGUGGUUAGAAAAAUGUUACCCCACGUUCCCAAUUUAAUGUCACAUGCUGUUGUCAUGGAUUCUAACGUUCCUGCAUCAUACGCCUUUAAACAACUGAAAUCCGUGCUUUCCGCAAUGAAACAAGACUGCAUACAGCAAACGAUCGGAACGUGGACAGGACUUUUGGAAUCUACUUUAUCUUGGUUGGGAACGCUCCAAAAAGAUUACGAACAAUUCCCUGUUUUAACUAGGCAAGUUUUUGCCGAUGUUUUGAGGAGUCACGUCAAUUUAUUAGCAUCUGAUGAUCAUAUUCACGAACUACUACAACAAUUACAUUCCAUGGGAGAAGUGUUUUGUAUACAUGAUUUGGUUGUAGUAUCUGUCCCGUGGUUAGGGACACAACUAAUAGGUGAACUUUUGUCCUCCCAAUUUUUGGAGCACGCAAGAGUGACGGGAGUUUACACUACCGACGACUUCCAAGCCAGUUACAAUGAGUGCGACGCACUUGGAGUUUUGGAUUUGUUAGAGGCAUUAGAUGUUUGCAUACAGUGCGACUUGGAUGGCGAAAUAGAAUACGAAUUUCCAGUGUACAAUCAUACGGAAACUCUUGACGGCCUGUGGGAUGAACGGGACCCGCGAUAUGUGAAGGAAAAUUCUUUAUAUGGAGGUGUCCGACUAUACACUGCUCCGGGAACCUUGCAUUUGUUUAAGUCAGUUUUCCCACACAUUCAAGUGGAAUUGAGGAGAUUGUUUCUGCAGUUGUACAGUAAUAAUGAUACAGAUACGGACUUGUACCAGUGGUACAUGGGUUCGAAACUGUGCAACAACGAGUUAGAAAGUCUUAUCACUUUAGACGAGAACGAAGUUGCAGCUCAAUUCGUCGAAAUCAAAAUUAGGGGACCAACUCAAACUUCCGAGCAGUGUUUUUACUUUCUGAAUAAUAUUUUACGUACUAUUGAUAUGGCUUUAUUAAGAGUGUGUCCAGGAUUGCUGAUUGAAAAGCACAUCAUAAGUUCCACAGACUUAAAAAACCAUCUAGAUCAACCGUUUUGUUACGAGCCUCAAAUCGUUACAACAUCAAUGUUGGAGGCCGAAUCAACCGUAGACGUAACUCUUUUAAACACCAACCUAGGCAAAUACGAAACUGUGGUUGAACUAAUCAUGUUUGACAAUAUCAAUUUGUCAUCAAAUAUUCAUUGGGGCUGCGCCUUGAAGGUGCAAGAUUUGCCUGCGCCGGUGAAAUUGAAGCUGUGUGGUCUGUUGGAUCCGCCCGAGAGACACGGAAGGGAUUGGUGUCUUCUGGCAUUGAGAUUGGGGCUUUGUCAGGAGAAAAUUGCGGCACUCGAUUCGCAACAUUCCAGUCACACCAUGAGACUACUAACCACUGCUGAUUGUACUAUUGGGGCGUUGAUAUCUAGCUUGCACGAAUUGGAUCGUUUGGAUGCUGCGGAGGUUGUGCUCAGAUCUGCGCCUUUAUUUAAAAUAAUAGACAAUACAGAUUGAGAGUUUUGGUAGUUGAUUAGCAUCAUAAAUCAUUCAAUUUUAUUCAAUUUUGGGAUACAAUAAUUCAAUUAAUUCAAAUUUGCACUACAAAAUAAUACAUAGACAAAUUCCAACAUAUCUGAAGGUUUUACAAUAGAAAUGGUAUUCUGAUUUUACAAAAACAAAUCCCUUGUGAUCAUCUUGGCUAAUUUAUACGUUGUUUGAAGUUAAUUCUUAGACUAUAGUGUAAACUUUAUACACAUUAUUAUAAGGUAUUUUACAUGAAGUAUUAUAAAAUUGUGUCAAAUUUCAUUAUAAUAUGCACAAAUUAUUGCUUUUAAACUAAAUAUACCGUCCUAUUUGCUAUGAAA